CUAGCAGAUACGGAUGGCGGACAACUCUAUCCACAAAACGGCUUUCCGAACUUGGUAUGGAUCAUACAAGUAUUCGGUAAUGCCGUUCGGACUCACCAACGCACCGGCAACGUUCCAAGCCGAAAUGAACCACAUUCUACGACCACUUUUGGACGAGUGCGUGGUGGUGUACCUAGACGACAUCCUCAUCUACUCACGCCAUAUGAAGCAGCACGUCGAACACCUGCGAUGCGUCUUCGAAAUUCUUCGACGAGAACGGUUCUACGUCAAACUAUCCAAGAGCGAAUUCGCCCUUGAAAAGGUCCAGUUCCUAGGACACAUGGUGAGCGCUCAAGGAGUUCACGUCGACCCCAAGAAAAUCGAAGCCGUAUGUACGUGGAAGACACUGGAGAACAUGAAGGAGUUGCAGCAGUUCCUAGGCUUUGCGAAUUAUUACAACAGGUUCGUGCCACAGUAUGCGAAACUUGCAGCACCACUCACGAAUUUGCUGAAGAAGAACACGCCCUACAAAUGGGAAUCGAAGCACCAGGAAGCCGUGGAGCAGCUAAAAACAAGCACUCACGUCCGCACCGGUACUCAUCUUGCCAGAUCCCGAAUGCGCCUACGUAAUCGAAGCUGACGCCAGCGACCAGGCAGUGG
Molecule: messenger RNA, 639 nt
Organism: Closterium sp. NIES-67
Lineage: Eukaryota; Viridiplantae; Streptophyta; Zygnematophyceae; Desmidiales; Closteriaceae
Source: the annotation of a GenBank genome assembly